CUGAAACCCCCAUGACAUUGACGUUGACAUGUUGAUAUUAUUUAAUUUGGUCCGUAAAAAAUGUAAAUUAUUUAUUUUAACCGUGCCCCACUGGCACAACUGAGAACCAUCACAUAAAACCAACCAAUCAAUCCAAUUAUUUAUUUUGAACAUCAAUGUGAACCGACUAACGUAAUGUUCCGAUUGCCAUGUAUGGUUUUUGGGAAAUUAUAUCACUAUAACGCGUGCUUUUUGAAACCAUUUCACAUCAGAUUUAAUUUUUCUACCCAAGAAGAUAACACAAAAUUUCUCUGUAAAUAUCUUAAAAUAAGUGAAAGUAAAGCACAAUAUCUACAAAUGAAACAUCCAAUAAUAAAAAAAUUAGAUAGUGAUCAAAUAAAAGACUUGGCUGAUACCUUGUACGAUUUAGGAUUUCAGAGAAAUAUCCUUUUAAAUGAACCAUCACUUUGUAGUAUAUUACCAAUUACUUUGAAAUAUCGAUUUAAUGUAUUAAAAGAAUGCGGUGUGCACAAUAUAUCGACCCAACAUUUAGUUUCGUAUUUAACGUUAGUGAAGCAAAAAACAAUUGGUACUUUAAAACAAUCUGGAAUAAUACCACAUUUGUUAAACAUUGAAAAUAGACUUGCUAGUUACAUGACUCAAUGGCCAUCGUCACUUACUACAUUAGUGUAUGGAAAUGUAAAUGAUUUCACGUUGCACUCAUUAAGAAUUAAAAUAAUACAAAGAUACCUUGAGCUAAUGUUAGAUCUAAGUCCAGAUGAAUUUAAAAGAGGUCUACAUACCUAUCCAACUAUCCGUCAUCGUCCACUACAAUCUAUCAAUGAAACUCUCACCAUCUUACAAAGUGAAAUUCUUAUGCCAAUACCCAAACUUAAAUCUAAUCUGUACUUAGUGCAUGCUGACCCAGAAAAUUUAAAGAACAUCUUAUACAACUUCAGAUCAAUUGGAGGAAUAGAUAUGAAAGAAAUAAUCAGGAUGCAUCCCAAGUUAGCACUGAUAAAGUAUCAAACAUUAUUAGAAAUAAGAAAAAUAUUUGAAGAAUAUGGAAUAAGUAAAGAAGCCCAGAUCAAAUGUUUCCAAAUAUACACAUUAAGUCCAGCCACAAUAAAAGACAGAUUAGAAAAGGCUAAAAGUAUUCCUGAAUUCAAUGCAUUUUAUGGACACCCAAGAUUUUUGAAAAUGAUUCAUUAUAACAAAACAGCAUUAAAGAGAUUGAUGAAAUUGUACAGUAACAAUAAGAAAUGCUUGAGCCUCAACAUACUAUCUGGUAGUUCAGCUCAUUAUGAAACAUUUGAAAAAGCACCAGGCGAUAGACUGGGAAAAGGCAAAGAUUUAGUAUUCUGCAUAACUAAGUCAUUGGGAACCUCAUUUAACACAUCUAAUGUACGCAGUUUAAUUAAAAGACAUCCAUUUUGGAUUAACAUACCUUUAAUACAAGUAAAAUAUGUCUAUGAGCAGCUAAGUGCUAAUUUUUCUGCUAACGAUAUUUACGAAAAUUGCCCUAUUCUGUUGUAUCCUUGGAACAAAAUUCGUGAAACAAUAAAUUUAUUAGACAAAAAGUUGAUUAAAAAUCCAAAUUUACAACAUUAUGAGCAGAUUGAUCUUACUUUAUUAAGUAAAUCUCAAAAAUUGAGUCUUGUUUUGUAUUUACUUGAAAAGAAACAUUAUUUUACUGGGAACGGGGUAUGGUCUGAAGAAAAAAAGAAGAAUAUUGUAGAUUUUUCACCAAAUAGCAAUGUGGUAGAUAAUAUUUCUGUAAUAUAACAAAUUAAAUAAAUGAUUAUUUGCUGUUUUUUCUACUA
Molecule: messenger RNA, 1802 nt
Organism: Melitaea cinxia (Glanville fritillary)
Lineage: Eukaryota; Metazoa; Arthropoda; Insecta; Lepidoptera; Nymphalidae
Product: transcription termination factor 5, mitochondrial-like
Exons: 1
Coding region: 175-1764 (529 amino acids)
Biological process (GO): termination of mitochondrial transcription; regulation of DNA-templated transcription
Cellular component (GO): mitochondrial matrix
Molecular function (GO): double-stranded DNA binding
Source: RefSeq, a predicted model, not a curated record